UCUCAGGCCGGGACGGAAGAAAACCUGCGGAACCCUUCGGAAAUCCUGGCAGCAAUGAACAUCGCCUCCACCCUACGCCGCGCUCCGAGGUCGGCGGCCGCGCGGGGCCUCCUCGCUGCCUUGAGCGGCCGCGUCCGUCCUACCCACCACCAUCGCGCGGCGUCCGUCUCACCUUUCUCCUCCGUCCCUUCCCCGCAGCUGAGCGCCGCCGCCGAAGCCCAACUCAUCCGGGUCAUCAACUUCGAGAUCUCCUGCGCCCAGAACGACUGCAGGAAACGCGACUGGGCAAAGGAAUUUGGGGGAGGCUUCCCUUUUGAGAUCCAAGAUAAGGAGGGUACCAACAGGAUUACACUCACAAGGAGCCAUCAGAAUGAGCAGAUCGAAGUCGAAGUGCUAUUGCCGAGCCCGGCCAAUGGAGAUGCACAAAAUGGUGAGCGAGAGGACCAAGCUGAAGAUGGCAAACACCGGAGCCACGCCGGUAGUGUUGCCCCAACAUAUUGUAUUCCACUGUUAGUUAGGAUUCACAAAGGGGCAGCCUCAUGCUUGGAGAUUAGUUGUAGCUCUUACCCUAUGCAGCUUGUCGUCGAGAGUUUGGAAUUUGGAUCUAGUGAUGGAUCUGGUGGCUCGUUAAGUGGUGGAAUUGCAUUCAGUGACAUGCCUGAGGAGCUUCAGAAGGCUUUGUAUCCCUACUUGAGAAGUAGGGGCAUCUCGACAGAUAUUACUGAUUUCUUACAUGCCUACAUGAUAAACAAAGAGUGCCAUGAGUAUUUGUCUUGGUUGAGAAGACUCAAAGGUCUCACAAAAAGUUGAAUAGAGUGGAAGUUUAAGUUUCUUCCUUUGGUUUGGUAGUUUGUAGCAUUUGUUUAACCUUUGUUAUGAAUCUUGUGGCCCGAGGAGGCAAAUGCUGUUGCGAACCAUCUUUCUAUUUGGUUAUCAAGAUAAUGCGAGGGGUUGGCUUUUGUAAUAUUUUCUGCUCUGGUGUUGCUAUA
This is a messenger RNA of Brachypodium distachyon (stiff brome), 989 nucleotides long. RefSeq lists its product as uncharacterized. The record is from RefSeq and is a predicted model, not a curated record. Gene Ontology annotation, cellular component: mitochondrial matrix. The transcript is spliced from 3 exons. NCBI's taxonomy places the organism in Eukaryota, Viridiplantae, Streptophyta, Magnoliopsida, Poales, Poaceae. The coding region runs from base 55 to 810 and encodes 251 amino acids.